GUUCUCCACUAGUCUCAGAAUUCAAGCAGUCAAGGUGCCACAGAUGUGCACCACCUUACACCGUGUACACCCAGGUGAGCCAUAUGAUGUGGAAGUUCUUGGCUUUUUUCACCCUACGAUUAGACGAGCAAAGGUGGCGAUCUUGCACGUUGCUUGCGAUGAUUGCUGGCGUCGCUUGAAACGAGGACAUUUGACGGAUCCAGAUGUUUUGGAAGGUUACAUCAAGUGCGAGGACACCGUUCUUCUUUCUAAAUGCGAAGAUGAUUCAGUACUGGCCCUAAAGCAAGAAGCCGUCAGGCACGUCAGGCAGUUCGUGACGCUUAGAAGUGCCCGCUUUCCGAUCGUAUCAAGGGAGCUUCAUUCUGAGCCCUCAGAAUUCUCACUCAUGAUUGGGGACGACAUUUGCACCUUCAGCGUCCCGGUCUUGCACAACGUUGAGGAAUUUCAAACAGCGCCCUUUGUGAAGGAGAUCGACUUUGACUGGGAAGACGGUCGCAAAUACUUAGACAUAGAACUGGACGAUACUGCCAUUUGUUUGGUAGGGGAUGACAUUGUGAUGAUGAGCAGCAAAUCGGUACACCAAUCAAACUCGUUGGGAUUCGAAGUCCUGGACGACUAUGAUGCCCCGGCUUUGCCUGCUGGCAUGGUGCCUAUGGGUCCUUUGUUGAGACUUUGGCCUGAAAAUGUGACCUUCUCUGAAGAAAUUCAUGUAGUCAUGCCCGUGUGUCGUGGUGCGAAGAAUGCUUGGUGCACCACUGACAAUGGCUGGAAGCAGGUGCCUGCUCAGAUAAGACAGGGCAUCAUGAUCACCUCUUUACACCACUUUUGUAGUAUGCAGCCUGCUGGCGAACCGGUGGCAAUAAAGGCCUUGGGUUACAUCAAGCAGCCAAGUGCAAAGAUAGUUUUGGCACACGUUGGCUGUGUCGAGUGUAUGUACACCCUGACAAAGUGUGAGAACGAUCUUGACAUGCUCAAGGACUUUACAAAAUGCAGCGAUCCAGAGCAGCUGGGCAAACGUAACGAUGGUGAUAAAGUGGAGCUCUCGCAGCCAGGAACUUUCCAAACGACGAUCCAGUUGAAAUUUCAGAAGUUUCCCGUUGUCUCUAAAAAGCUCUCAGCUCAGUCUGGGAGUUUCAAAGUUCAAGUUGAUGACGAACCUUACGAGUUUCAACUGGACAAAGAUGCGGACAACGCAGAGGUAGCUCGUCCCAGACAACAUGCAAUCCACCGCCCGCUUGAGGUCAGGCUUAAGUGGGAAGAGCCUGUUGUGAUUGAGGUGGAUCUUUCAGAGCUGCUGACGAAGAUGGACCCAAGGUUGUACAAGGACCUUGCCCAAGAAAGGGGAAAAUGGCAUCAAGUCUCCGAAGACCUCUUUUUUCACAUCUGGACAGAUGCCAAUAUUGCUAGACUUAGAGCACACGUUGCACAAAGGUCUUUGUGCUUGGAGCAUGUCGAGCAGGUCACAUCCUACUUGGUGCGAAGAAUCUGCGUUGCCUUGGGCCUGGCCUUCUCUUCUGACACGGCUAAGAACCUUACCAAGAUCGUCCGCUGCAAACAGGUCACAGAUUCGCGAUGGUAUGACAUCUUUCGACACCGUGUGUUCAGUACAAUCAAUUCCUGUGCCAAGCGUGGUGCUAGCCACAUUCUACUGGUGGGCGUACAGCCAAAGAUGCUGAACUCAAUCACUGGGGAAGAGCUCCGCCGUCUUGACGAAGAUCUGAAGCAUGCAUCUGAGAAGAAGAGCUUUGACUUCUAUCACUUGCUUAAAGGUAUGGAACGCCCCAUUGACAAACUCGAAGGGGAGCUGCAGCAGUGGCUGCGAGAAGAUACAAACCACCAGGUCGUGAUCGUAUCCUGCUGCGAGGACGAUCAAGAAGAAGCCCAACGUAUUUGCAAACGCCUCAAUGAGGGGCUGGAUGUAUUGGAAUACGUUGAUGCAUUGAGUCCAGAGGAAGUCAUGUUCAAUCUGAGCAUCACUGCCAUCAAGAAAGUCCUUACGCAACUUGGCCAGGAUGGAUUUACGAUGCCUGCGGAGAAGCUCGGCGAAGCCAUGAGGAUGCUUGGGAUGAGUGCGACAACGAUGAAGGUGUCCACGCCAUCGACCAAACCGAUUGGCAUCCUUACCCUGCACGAUCUUUUGCUCGAAGACCUGAAGAAUUCGGCUGCAGAUCCUUACAAUGUGCUCAUGAAGUUCUUGAGGCUUUUGGAUGGAGAUUGCAAGGACACCAUGUCUGUUGCGGAGCUGAAGCGUUUCCUCGGAGUUGGAGGUAUGCGAUCGGAGAAUGAGCUUGAGGCCACUGUUUCAGCAAAGAGAUUUCGGCAGGCUGAGAUCCCACUUUCAAAGCUCAGAGAAGCGUUAUUUGAUCCAGAAAGCCAACAAAAGCUGCUGAACGAUCAACAAACGACCAGUCGAAUUUCUUGGGCAGUGGCUGACCGGAAUGCCUUCCAAGUCUUUGAUGGGCCUUGGAGUGCCAUAAAUUCUGGAACAAAGGUGGCGGCCAAUUCUGGAGCACAGUCCUCUGCAGGAGAGGAUCACAAAGAUUCCGUGGCUGUUGGAAGAGAGACUGGCAGAAUCUCAGUGCCAAUACCCGUGGCUCCUGCAAAUGGCAAGCACUUGUUCCUUUCUGGUCGAUUCAAUGAUCCAAAGAGCAAGAGCUACAUGAGAGCAGUCAGAGACGAACUUGAACAGUUGGGAGUCCAAACUUACAUGGUGGAAGGACAAGGAGCUGGUGGCGACUUUGCCCCAGCUACCAUUAGAGGCCUCUACCAUGCCAUCGCCAUGGUGGCAUUUUGCACCCGUGACUAUGGCCAGAAGACCAACGUGGGCUACGAGACCUGGAGAGAGUUGAAAACUGCACACGAAAGGGACAUUCCCAUCAUUCCAGUUCAACUGUGCGAUACCUAUCCGCCAGAACCACCAGACGAGGAGGGUCGACAGCAAAAUUGGUUCGUUCUUGGUCCCAGUCGCAUCAAAAUCAAAGACGUGGGGUCAAACGAACCUGCCAGGGUAGCGAAAGACGUGCAAAGGACUUGGCUGAAUUUAACCAGGCGUUGAACAAGUCCUGCUGUGUGAGUGCUCAGGACCAGAGAACAGAACCUGAAUUGUAUAAGUAUAUGGGUAAACAUUGCAAGAACUUUGUAUUUUGUUGCUUAUGUUUGCUCCUUAUUUGCUUUUGCGUAGCCGUUCGUGGCUGUUCAAAGCCCACGGAUUCCGGGCAGCUGGAGGAAUACCGAACCAGAAGAGAAGAUGCCAAAGCAGGAAGGAGACGUGCAAUGUUCUUCUUUGUUUUCUGACCCGUUUGUUCGAUCCUCGGUUGGGGGCUGCGGAACUCGCCGGGUUGGGAGACGUUGCAAGCGUUUUACAUGUGAAUCAGGAAGACUGGCUUUCAAACUUUGCACGGGCUAUAGAGGUGCAGCGAACUCUACAGGAAGAACAUCCUACUCAUGUAUUUCGUGUCGCCAAGACCAAGCACGCAACCAACCGAGUAGUCUUUGACCCUGUGCGACACUGAACUGCAGGAAUUGCGUUCUCCCGGCGUAGGCUGCUCAUCCAAUCCCUGAAUUGGGGACAGUCAUCCAUCGUAAAUUGCAUUCCAAGUAAACAUUGUCAGUUUCCACUCUGACAUACCUUGGCAUCACUGCGUCAGUUCCAGAACGCAGAUUUGCGGAGCUCUGACGAGCGGAAAUACGUUGGGGAGUAUCGGCUUGAGGGCCUAUAGAGGUGGGAACUACAUUAUCAGGUGCAUAGUGAACCUCCUGAAGCUCUUGUUGAUUCAACCCUCAACACAUUUGUCUUCGUGUUGCAGUGUCAGGUGAAAUGAAACAAGGCGGGGAUGCUCAGCUGCUUGCAUCAUGGCAUCAUGGCAUCAUGGCUCGUGCUUGCCUCAAGCUCAUUCUGCCUCUUCACAAUCCUCACCUUUUGAUUGCAAUGGCCCAUUUCAAUAAUCAAGUCCUAUGUUUUGGGGGGGCUGCUUAUGGCUGACUUCCCUGUUCACUCACAGCCAGGCAGCCUUCUCCUCAUGGAGUCGCAAGUCUUCAUCCCGUCACCCGUUUGGACCCGACCUCGUUUUCAGGAUCAGCCAACGCCUUUGGUCGCGUUACCUUCAUAGUCCGGCUCAUCGAACUGUUCCUUUGCCCUCAUGUUCCGGAUUCCUCCUCAGAUCAUCUCAUAUCCUCUCCCAUGCACCAAAAACAGCCUUCCGGCCGGUCAUGUGCCUUCCAGUGUUGCUGAGUGCUUGGACCUCCAGAUGCAUUCAGCUCGAAGGACACCAAGAGCGCCCUUGCUGCUGUCCUUUAUCUUUGCACCUCUCGUGGUCCCCAGAUGCAUUUGGCAGUGCUCUUGAUUGAGUUUUAAAGAGCGCUUUCCUCAAGAAAUAUCAAGCUUUAAACGCUUUGUGGGGAAUUGUAUCUGUUUAUUUGUUUCGUGCAGUUUUGUUUGCCACAACAAUCUCACUAUCCACUUCAUCAGUUCCAUUUGGAUCCGCAGCGUUCGUGGAAUCCCCUACGUCUGCCCGUUUGCAAAGACUCAACCACUUCACUUUGCACAUCUUCGCACUUUGGCACCUUCUUUCAUUUGGAUUGGUUCAUCAGUUGGUUGCAUUUGGCUGAAGGUCAAGCCCAGAGCUUCACUUAUGCCAACACAUGAUAUGACUGGUGUUUGACAGUGAAACUCACUAGCUUCGACGCAAAUUCAACGCAAUGCGUAAAGGCCUUGAAUGUUGGACUCUGCCCCCCAACCCGCAGCCACAGCGCCACUGUGAGCCCUGUAAGACCCAGAUCUUUUGGGAUGGAACCCGGGAAGACCACCUCAGCUAUAUAUGGCCACUGGUAACUAAACAUUACAUGUUUUUCUUUAACACGGAUGUAAGAAGUCGUUCUUUUUCUUUGACAUGACAUACUGCCAGCGGAGUAAGCUUCUUUCACCGAGGGCUUGAACCCUCAGACCCUCCACAACCUUCUUUAACUUGCUGCAACUAUGCCCCGAGGCCUUUAGACGCCUUGGGGGUUCUUGGGCGGGUUGGCUGCCAGCAAUGGAAAUGCACCCGUUUAUUGCUCUGGAGGAUUCGGUUGGACAAAGCGCUAGUUUAGGAUCUUGUACGCCAGUACAAAAUGUCACACAUCAUUGUCAUUAUUGGUUUUACCAGAGGGUAGAACAAUGGUUUGCAUGUUUGGUAAAACAAUUCUUAAUUUUGUGGGAUCCUUCUGUUCUGGUUCAGUUCAGCUGCAAAAGAUGAGAAGACACCCAGGACGGACCAAGCAUCCCGACCAUGAACCAGAAGACAGCCAAUUCGCCAUUCAACUAUGACCCAGCCACAUCCCGACUCAGCCAAAGAUUCCUGAAGACCGAAGUCGAACCCCACCAGACUGCUUUAGCUCUUGUUGAACCCAAUGUUGUCCCACUGUGAGGGAUGCUGCUGAUGCGCAUGAUGGGUUCGGUCCACAGUUCACAUCAGCGUGGGAUGAUUCAAUUCACUUCUUUUGCAAGACCCAUCAUUGAUAAGCAACGAUUGCAUGCUCUUGCUUUAUUUUGAAUUCAACAGAUGUAGCGAGCUUGUAAGGCACAAACAAGCCAAGUGAAUCACAAGGUGAUCGAGGGUACGGGUAGAGAGCCUCCCAAAGACGCAGACAAAGUUCUACCUUUACCUGCGCAGCAGCAUCCGUGGCAACAAAAAUCAUAAUGACAUAGGUGACCCACAGUGAUGAUGUUGGAAUACACGAAGAGAAGACAUGGCAUGGGGAGGACCAGCGGAGUUCUCCUUAACAGUCAACAAGUUGAACAGAUUUGUAGAGAUUGCAACUAAAACUGAAGACAAAAGUCGACGCUUUGGAAGUUUCCUUUGGACUCGUUGCUGCAGCUGUGAGCCUCGCUUGGAACUGUUUA
This is a messenger RNA of Durusdinium trenchii, 5881 nucleotides long. The record is from the annotation of a GenBank genome assembly. Lineage: Eukaryota; Dinophyceae; Suessiales; Symbiodiniaceae.